This is a messenger RNA of Trichomonas vaginalis G3, 552 nucleotides long. RefSeq lists its product as uncharacterized. Lineage: Eukaryota; Parabasalia; Trichomonadida; Trichomonadidae. Bases 1 to 552 code for a protein of 183 amino acids. The transcript has a single exon. The record is from RefSeq and is a predicted model, not a curated record.
AUGAAAGCAUAUGAUUUCAUUACAGUUCUUGCUUCUCACGAAAUUUUUUACGUAGAUAUCGAUUUAGAUCUUGUACGCAGAUCUAUUGAGGUAUAUGAUAAGAAAAUUAUUGGAUCUGUAAUGAAGAUGCUUGCUAAUCUUCUGAAUUCGAAAGAAUUUUACGAAAGAUUUUUCCAGACUGACUUUAUUUCGUAUAUAAUGGAAAAGUCACAAGAUGCAAGAUUUGGAGAAAAAGGACCAUUUAUAGUUCUUUUUAAUUCAUUAUUAACAAAAGUUGAAAAUGAAUUAAAUGAUGCUGAAUUUGAUAUGUAUCAGCAAUCCUUAGAAUAUAUAGCGACCGAACUGAAUGAUUCGUACACUCCAUAUGCGGUCAGAUCUGUUGACCACUGUUUAGAAAUCUUUCUUAAAAAUGAAAUGCAAAAAUCCUUUGCCAUAUCUGUAGAUGAUAUAGUUGGAAUUGAUACUAUUGAAAGAUUCGCCAAAGAAAGCUCUGACGAUGAAAUUUGUUCUCAAUAUAGAUGUAUAUUAGAUAAAUUUGUUGUUGUUGAAUAA